AUGUCCUCGGACGCCUCCCUCAAAAAAGACAUGAUGGCAGAAACACCAGAGUCGCUCUCGCCACCACUAUCAACAACCGCUUCCAAUGAGUUAACUCCAGAAGAAGCGGCGCGAGCCUUCAAGCCCACCGUCGCGUUCUAUCUUGCAAUGACUACCCUCGCGCUUCUGACCUUCAUCGUCGCCUUGGACGCCACAGCUCUCGCAGUCGCUUUACCCAACAUCUCCGAAGAAAUUCACGGAACAGGUCUUGAAGCCUUUUGGGCCGGUACAGCAUUCAUGUUAUGUUGCGCCGUCUUCCAGCCUGUAAUCGGUUCUUUCUCCACCAUCUUCGGACGCAAGUAUCUCCUAACUGGUGCCGUUCUCUUCUUCCUCGCUGGAUGCAUUGGAUGUGCUCUGGCGAAGAACUUCAACACCAUUCUCAUUUGCCGUGCCAUCCAAGGUGCAGGCGGUGGUGGUAUCGUCGUGAUGACUGAAAUCGUCGUUUGCGACAUGAUUCCACUCAGACUCCGAGGAGAGUGGUUUGGUCUGCUCAGUGGCAUGUACGCGGUUGGUACCGUAUUGGGUCCGAUCAUUGGAGGUGCUUUCGCCCAACACGUUACAUGGAGAUGGAUUUUCUGGAUCAAUCUCCCCUUCAUCGGUGUCGCAAUCGUCAUGGUCCCAAUCUGCAUCAACCUCAAAGUAGCCUCAACCUCCUUCCUCGCCAAAAUCAAAAAGAUCGACUACAUCGGCGCAACCAUCUUCAUCGGCUCGGCCACCGGCUUCAUGAUGGGCAUUUCCUGGGGUGGAGUACAAUACGCCUGGUCAUCCUGGCACACCAUCGUCCCCAUCAUCGUCGGCGUCGCCGGCUUCGUAGCCUUCUACUUCUACGAGGACAAAAUCGCCGCCGACCCGGUCGUCCCAACCUCCAUCUUCAAAAACCGCAACAUCACAGCCGCAUACAUCCAGACCGUCAUCCACUCCCUCAUCGUCCUCUCCCUCGUCUACUACCUCCCCCUCUACUACGAAGGCGUCAAAGGCUUCAACACAACCAUCACCGGCGUGGCCGUCUUCCCCGAGACCUUCACCGUCGCCCCAGCAGCCGUCGUAAUCGGCAUCGUCAUCGGCAAAGUCGGUUCCUUCCGCUGGGCCGUCUGGAGCGGCUGGUUAAUCUCCAUCCUGGGACUCGGCAUCUUAUAUCUCAUGGACGUCCACACCACAACCGUGCAAUGGGUCUUCCUCAACCUCGUCGCCGGAAUCGGCACCGGCUUCCUCUACCCCGCCCUCCAAUUCUCCAUCCAGUCCGCGUGCAAAGACGAGGAUCUCGCCUCCGCGGUGUCCAUGUACUCGUUCUUCCGCGCUGUCGGUCAAACCCUGGGUGUUGCGGUUGGAGGCGUCAUUCUCCAGAACCAACUCGCCGUCAAGAUCAGCGCGUACCCAGCGCUCGCCCCAAUGGCAAAACGCUACUCCCAAGACGCAACCGCGCUCGCUCAUCUCCUCAGGGAUAUGGCCGAUUCGCAGGAUCGCAGAGAUUUGGUCCAGGCAUAUGCUGACUCCCUGAAAGUUGUCUGGAUCGUCAUGUGCGGUCUCGCUGGUCUCGGAUUCAUCAUCAGUUUGCUGAUCAAGGAUUACCCGCUUGAUCGGUUCGUUCCUGCUGUUCAGGCUGUGGAGGGUGAGAAGGAUAAGGUUGGGGAUGAGGAGGUGCCUGUUGCUGUUGUGGAGAAGAAGGCGGAGACGGUUGCGAUAUAA
Messenger RNA from Glarea lozoyensis ATCC 20868, 1725 nucleotides. Its product is annotated as MFS general substrate transporter. Bases 1 to 1725 code for a protein of 574 amino acids. The transcript is spliced from 3 exons. Gene Ontology annotation, biological process: transmembrane transport. NCBI's taxonomy places the organism in Eukaryota, Fungi, Ascomycota, Leotiomycetes, Helotiales, Helotiaceae. Gene Ontology annotation, molecular function: transmembrane transporter activity. The record is from RefSeq and is a predicted model, not a curated record.